Molecule: messenger RNA, 441 nt
Organism: Loa loa (African eye worm)
Lineage: Eukaryota; Metazoa; Nematoda; Chromadorea; Rhabditida; Onchocercidae
Exons: 4
Coding region: 1-441 (146 amino acids)
Source: RefSeq, a predicted model, not a curated record
AUGAAUCUUGGCUCUGGAAAGUUCGAGAAAACCAAUUUGCUUCCAGGCUGGCUGAAAUACGAGAACAUUUACCCACAACAGGCUUUAACGUGUUCAGCAUGCUAUGAAGCGCACUCACAAAGCUCUUACAUGUUUGUCAUCAGGAAUGCAUCAGUUGUGUGUCGAAGUGGUCUUGUAUCACUUAUAGAAUGGGUAGAAAUCUUACUGUAUCUCCCUCAGCUGCAUGCAUUUUAUUGUACCAAAACUUAUAAACGCAUGAUAGUUUCAAAUUUGCGACCGGGCUGGUUGGUCAACGUUGCGAGGAUGACAUCAGCGCUCCAUGAGGGAGAAGGGACAUUUAGGGAUGGGAAGAUGUGGGGCGAUGGGGGGGGGGAGGGGAGAGGAGGUCAACCUGGAGAACAUCCUUGGGUGAUCCAUUCGUAUGCUUUGGUACACAACUGA